CCACCUCUCCUGGUCCUUCCCCUCUCUGGUCGUGGUGCGAUGCUGUCGACCGCCCUGCUGCACCUCUGCCCGCUCGCGGCCGCCGUGCCGUCACCGACACCGUGUGAGUGCGGUCGCUCGGAUGCCAAAGCUUCCACGUGCUCCGUCGAGCAGUUCCUCGACGCGACGUACUUUUGGGACUCCGUCGACCCAAUCCCUGUCGACCCAAACUGCGCCAAGGACCCAUACUCGGCGAUGGGGUCUGAGAUUAUUCAGGGCUUCAAAACUUCCGACGACGGCAACUACAGCAUCAUUCAGGGCCCGUCCCCCUUUCCGCCGGGCACCUGCGGUUUGCGCUCCUCGUCAGAUCCGCGUGUGUUCGGGCCGCACUUCUGGAAGACGUUCCACACAAUGGCUGUGAACUAUCACUCACCACCGACCAAGGCUGCACUCGGAGCUUGCUCCGCCUUCAUCAAGGCCCUGCCUUACAUGAUCCCCUGCACUCACUGCGCCUGGGACCUAGGACAGUUCAUCCAAACGAACAUUGAAAACAGCGGCAAAUACAACGAGACCUGCAUGGGAGCUACCUCGGAGCAUUUUGAUGAGUCCUUGUGCUUUGCACCCGAAGAGGCCUGCAAGUCGCAACGCUCGCUCGUCAGCUUCUUUGUUCGCGCGCACAACAACGUUAACAGCCACACGAACCCGUGCCGACCGCGCUUUACCAUCAAGCAGGGCUAUGACAUGUACAAGAACUCCUCGCCAGACUUCUGCGCGCGUGACAUCGUUUGGGGCUCGAAACAGAUUUGUGGUGGCGGGUACUGCGCCCCGCGGGGACCGUGUGAAGAGAUGGUUGGGCCGGUAGGAACCGGGACAGGAAGCGGGCCUUCGGAAAACGACUACUUCGGAACCGACGAGACAGAGGGUUGCACCCUCGACACUGCUCUUUCCUGCGGCAGCGUGGCCUGCAAGGCGGCGUGAAAAGUGCUAUAAGAAGAGAGGGGGAGGAUAGACAGUAUAUGAUAGAUGCGAUCGCCAGCUAGGCGCCCAAGAUAGAGGCCCAUUCCGAAUUAAUUAACAAGCUGUUGAGAGAGAAACAGAGAUUCUUCUCUCUCUCUGUCGCAGCUGCCUAUCUGGAAGGCACCGAGAGGUACAAAAUGGCGCAAAUGGUCAAAAUCAAAGUUUUGU
This is a messenger RNA of Emiliania huxleyi CCMP1516, 1164 nucleotides long. RefSeq lists its product as hypothetical. NCBI's taxonomy places the organism in Eukaryota, Haptophyta, Isochrysidales, Noelaerhabdaceae. The transcript has a single exon. The record is from RefSeq and is a predicted model, not a curated record. Gene Ontology annotation, molecular function: thiol oxidase activity. The coding region runs from base 40 to 957 and encodes 305 amino acids.